This is a messenger RNA of Adineta steineri, 1092 nucleotides long. Lineage: Eukaryota; Metazoa; Rotifera; Eurotatoria; Adinetida; Adinetidae. The record is from the annotation of a GenBank genome assembly.
AUGAUUAUAUGGAAACAUCUUAAUAUUUUUUUUCUUUUUCUUCUUGUUGAAAAAUGUACUUUAACAUCUCAUUUUCUCAUAUCUGGACGACAAGAAUUAAUGCUUGUUCCAUCCGUUGCAUUUCGUCAUCGUCCAGCUGCUAUGGAAUUAACAGCACUUGCUCAACCAACAGAUGAUUGGAUACUUUUUGCUGAAGGUUGGCUUUUUGAAGAAAAUCCAUUUCGUGCAAUGCUUGCAACAUCAAUCCUUGCAACAACGGUUCAUAAUAUUGAUAAAAAACGUUUAGCUUAUUUUACAGGAACAGGUAAACGUUAUAAAUCAUUAUGUGUUGAUGGUUUAAAACAUGAAAUGUGUACACGAACUGAUACACAUGGAUUAAUUGAAACACAAUUUCAAGUAUCGAAUAAUGAUAUUGAACAAUUUCGUGUACCUGGUGGUCGUGGAGGAAAAGUUGAAUAUUCUGUAUCAACAACAGAUAAAAGUCUUCGAGAAAAAGGUGAAAUAUUUUUAUGUGAUGAUCAUGGAAUAUCAGUUAUUAGUGAUAUUGAUGAUACAGUUAAAAUAACUGGUGUAACAAGUGCACGUUCUGUUAUUCGAAAUACAUUUUCAGGUGAAUAUAAAGCUGUACCAGGUAUGUCAGAACGUUAUCGUCAUUAUGAAUCAAAAUAUAAUGCAACAUUUCAUUAUUUAACGGCAUCACCUGAUCAAUUAUAUCCAUUUUUACGUGAAUUUUUUGAACGUGAAAAAUUUCCACUUGGUUCAUAUCAUAUGAGACAUUUUACAUGGUUUGAUUCAAAUUUUUUUCAAUUUUUUGCAUCACAAUCAUUUAUAAAACAAAAAACAAAUAUUUUACAUAUGUUUUUUCAAAAAACACGUGGAAGACAAUUUAUAUUAGUUGGAGAUAUAUUUCAAAAAGAUCCAGAAAUUUAUGCAAAUAUUUAUGAAAAUUAUCCAGAAAAAAUUUUAAAAAUCUUUAUACGUGUUUCAGAAAAAAAACUUACUAAUCGAUUAAAUCAAGUAUUUAAAAAUAUACCAAAAGAUAAAUGGGUUACAUUUGUUAAUGGUUAUGAUUUACCUGAAACUGUUUUUUAG